Molecule: messenger RNA, 2742 nt
Organism: Linum tenue
Lineage: Eukaryota; Viridiplantae; Streptophyta; Magnoliopsida; Malpighiales; Linaceae
Source: the annotation of a GenBank genome assembly
CAGGUUCCAAUAAAAAGCCUAAUAAUCCAAAAAAUGAAACACACAGAGAUGAAAAAUCCAAGAAAACUGAGCCAAUAAAAACAAGAGAGAUAGUCAGAUAGAGGAUGGAGGGACGGAUGGAGAGAGUAAAGAAACAAAGAAACCAGUUCCUAUCAGGCAAUAACUAGGUGGCAGAGCGAUUGGUCCAAUAUGAAUAUGAGCCAGUCGUUUCCCUCAGGCCUCAAGGCACCCGCCCUCGCCACCUCUUCUUCUUCUCCUCCUCCUCCACCACCAUUCCAAUGUCCGCAGAAGCGCCUCGAGAUUCCCCGCAUCUCCAUCCCAGGUCCUCUUCCCUUCCGUCUUCCACCAGAAACUCAGCAGCUCCCGCUCGACGACAUCAAUCUGGUAACUCUGCCUCACUCACUUUUCCCCCCCGGAGUAGUAGUAGUUUUCUCAGCAAUUUCUUCCGGCUGAAAACUCUCUUUUGAUUUCACUGUUUUCUGACUGCUGGUAGGUGAAAUGAUGGCCGCAAGAGCUUCGGAUGAUCAGAAAAGAACGGGGACGGUGAAAGCCGCUAUCAAUAUGUUCGGGGAGAGACUCUCCGACGGAACAACCACUAAGAAAUCACAGUCGGGGAAUUAUACUGAGUCUCCGUCAAGGACCACGGAGCUCCACAUGGCAAAGAGGGACAUAGCCAGGUACAGAGAGCGGAGAAGGACGGCCGAAUCUGUAAAAACCCAAGCAGAUAACGAGCUCUCCCAGGCGAAAAGAGCCGUCAAAGACCUCGCUUCUCAGAUUGAGGAAUCCAACGCCAAAGUCAUUUCCAGAAACAAGGGCAUGGAGGAAGCGCCGAAGCCACCGCCGGCACACAGCUCCCCGGUCGAAGGCGAAGCCGAGAGCAGCGGCCGGAAAUCCGACCGUUACCUGGAGGUAAUGAAGGAGCUGGAGUUCGUCAAACAGGAGCUCAGCAAGUUGAAGCUCGGCAUGGCGUCUGUCCUGCAAGAGAAAGCUCAGGCCGAAAAGGUAGCCGCGAGCUCACAAUCGAAGCAGCAGGCGGAGGCGGAGGUGCUGAGGAAAGAGAUCGACGAGGCGAACGAAGAGCAAGUCCUCGUCGAGCUGGCGACCAUCGAGGCGUUGAAGGAGAAGGAAGAGAUCGAAGCGGGAAGGGAGAAGGAGUCUGCCGAAUUCUCCUCCGCGGUUGAGGAGAAGAGGAAGAAAAUCGACGCGGUAAAUGGAGAGAUCGAUAGCUCCAGAGAGCUGGAGUCGAAAUUGGCUGUCACUCUGUACGACGCCAGCGUUCUGCAGACCGAGCUGAAGCAGGCGAAAGAGCUGGAGGAGAAGAACAAGAAGAAGAAGCAGAUGCAGCAGGGAAACGACGGAUUGAGGAGUUCCAUCAGCUUCUCGAGGAGAGUCGAAGAAGGAAAUGACGACAGUUCACCGUUGUUGAAGUCGAUUACCGACGAAUUGGAGGCUGCGAAGAAGGAAUUGGCUACGGUGAAGGAGGAAGGGUUUCAGUUCAUGGCCUCCAUGGACAUAAUCAGGAACGAGCUCAAUCACGUGAGGGACGAGGCAGCCAGGCUGCAGAAACAAGAGGAAAAGGCAGAUGCGACGGUGCUGAACCUGAAUUCGAAGCUUCUGCGGGGGAAAUCGAAGCUGGAAGCUGCAAUUUCCUCCGAGGAGAAGGCGAAAUCGAUCGUGGCGAAUCUGAACCUCACACUGGAGCAAUUGAAGACGGAAGCGGAGGUGGCGAAGAAGGAGAAGGAGCUUAUCGGUGACGAGGCGGCGAGCAUCAAGGCGGAGAUUCGGAAGACCGAGGCGGACAUUGACCUAACCGAGGGGAAAUUGGAGGUGGCGAUGGAGGAACUGGAGACGAUCAAGGCGUCGGAGGCUGUAGCUUUGAAGAAUCUGCAGGAUCUGAUUGAGAACGCCGUGAGAGCCAGAGCUUCGGCCUCUCUGGAAGGCUCCUCGACGAUCAAUCUGUCGAGGUUCGAGUACGAGUACCUGACGGGGCGAGCGGCGAAGGCGGAGGAUAUCGCGGACAAGAAGGUGGCGGCGGCGCAGGCGUGGAUCGAAGCGUUGAAGGCGAGCGAGAAGGAGAUAUUGAUGAAAGUGGAGAUGGCGCACCGGGAGCUGAGGGAGACGAGGGUGGAGGAAGAGAGGGAGGAGUUGAGGGCUGAGAGGGCGAUUCCGGAGGAGGAAGAGGCAAAGAAUCGGAAUCAGUAUCACCGUCAGAGCAAUGGAAACGCCGCCGGCAGGAAGAAAUCGAUGAGCGAAACUCCGAGGAGAGCGGCCAGAGCGAGCAGCAGCGGGAGCCUGACUCCGUCGAGGCGUUUGAAGCUUCGGACGGCUGAGUUUACACCGAGUCGGGGGACGACUCGAUCCGUCUCGGUGCCUAUGAAAAAGAGGAAAUCGUCCAUUCCGAAUUUGUCCAGUAUGUUGAAGCGGCAAGAAGCUCAUUAAAGGAGGCCCGGCCCAACUUUGGGCCCAAGAGGCAAGAAGUCCGGGUGACUUCGUGCGUUCUGGUUCGAGACCUGUUUGUCUCAGCAGUUAAUCACGUUAACUUUUUUCCAUUCCAUUUGCGAAAGUCAUAGCUGAAAAUUGUCAUAAUAUUGAUCCCUAUGCAAUUCAUAUGUUGUUUUUUUUUCCUUCUUCUUUCAAACUUUGAAUACCUGUAAUCUUACUGCAUUGGAAGUGUCCGAAAUAACAUUAAUGUACUCAAGUGGCUAUGGUUGUCCGGUUUCCAUCGAUGGAUAGGGAUGACAA